Aspergillus welwitschiae is the source of this 1154-nucleotide messenger RNA. Its product is annotated as putative bis(5'-nucleosyl)-tetraphosphatase. The record is from RefSeq and is a predicted model, not a curated record. Gene Ontology annotation, biological process: nucleotide metabolic process. The coding region runs from base 44 to 1081 and encodes 345 amino acids. Lineage: Eukaryota; Fungi; Ascomycota; Eurotiomycetes; Eurotiales; Aspergillaceae. The transcript has 2 exons. Gene Ontology annotation, molecular function: ATP binding; ATP:ADP adenylyltransferase activity.
UCCUGAUCAACAACCCAACCCAACUCACACACGCCCUCGCAAGAUGCAGUUGGGUCUCUCGGAAAGCCUGUCUUCCCUGGUAAGCAGGAGAUUUGUUGCUGCCAGGGAUGCCGGUCACUUAAUCUUCUCCUCGACGCAUCUUGCGACCGUCCACACGUCAAACAUACCGUAUCAAGUUCGCUAUUGUCCAGCUCUUGCGAAGAAACCAACAGGCGCCCCUAAGCCUGACAAGGGCCCCGGUGGACCGAAACCCGAUCCCUUCCAAGAUCCGUCUCCCGACCUUCUCCUCGCUCAGAUUCCUCGAGGGAACCCGUCGCACGUGCUGGUCUUGAACAAAUUCCCUGUAAUACCGAAUCACUUCAUUCUUGCUACAAAGGCGUGGCAAUCGCAGACAGACCUCCUCGACAAGGAAGAUCUAGAAGCCGCAUAUGCCUGUAUCAAAGCAUGGGCCGAGGGAAGUCACGCAGAGGGCCAAGGGAGCAAGAAACUCUUUGCCUUCUUCAAUUCUGGUGACGAGAGCGGUGCAAGUCAACCCCAUAGACAUUUGCAGUUUCUUCCUGUCGAGGCCAUGGCGCAGGGUGACUCUCAAAACUGGCAGCCCCUGAUUGACGCCGUGGCUCGGCAACCUACAUCCAGCGGGUCUGGUUACCAACAUUUGGCUCAGGUGCCUUUUGCGCAUUUUGCACGUCCCUUGCCAUCAAACCCCUCUAGUGAGACUCUCCAUCAGAUCUACCUGUCUUUGUACAGAGCGGCAGUAGCAACGGCAAAGGGAGACCUCAGUGACGCCGGCCAAGUCACUGGUCCUGCUACCAUUAGUUACAAUCUUGCUAUGACUGAGACAACCAUGAUGAUCUGCCCGAGGCGGAGUGAAAGUGCCCGUAUUUUAGUUGAUUCAACAGCAUCUGUAGAUGUUGCUGAGGCGGGCGUUGUCGCACUUAACGGCACAGUCCUUGCUGGUACCCUGAUGGUCAAGGCUGAGGCCGAAUGGGACGAGUUGCGUCGGAAUCCCACUUCGCUACAUAAUGUGCUUGCAGCUAUUGGAUACCCUCAACCAGAUUCGCGGGAAGUUUCUUUGUUGUAGACCGAUAUGUGCAGCGAUAUAAUAUCAAUGGUUAGAUAUUUUGCAAUAUAUGUAUUAACUAGAAGUGAUCAAG